AUGCCGCCCCGCCCAGCACUCCCCCGGGUGAACACCCUGCGCCAGUCGCUUCGCGCGCUGUCCAGCACCCCCGCUGUCGCUGCCGAGUCUUCAUCGGCCGCCGCAUCGUCCUCCACCUCCACCAUGUCUCCCUUUGGCUCGCUGCCCCCUCUCCUCCCGGCGUCGACUGAGCGCGUGCUCCCCACCUCGACCUCUGGUGCCCUCCGCCUGCUCCGCGAGCAGACCACCCCGUCAACGGGAAUCUACCUCGUCGCCCGUCUCCACAGCCGCUCGUACCUCCUCCACCCCCGCGACGUCCUUACCCUCCCCACCCUCAAGCCCAUGCAGGCUCCCGGAACCACCCUCGCCCUCACGCGUAUCCUCGAGGUCGGCUCGCGCGACUUUGCCAUCCGCUCGCCCGCCGCCGAGGGCAAGGAGCUCCGCAAGCAGCUGCCAAAGCUCGCCGGUGUCGACAGCAGCUUUGAGACCAUCCCCCCCUGGGUCGCCUCGUGUGAGCUCACCGUCCUCGAGCACACCAAGAGCCCCCUCACCCACACCAUCCUCAAGAAGCGCAGGAAGGGCUACAAGAAGACCAUUCAGAACAAGCAGGGCUGGACACGUCUUCGCGUCGGCGACAUUAUUCUCGGCGACGGCGCUGCCCCUGCCGAGUCGGCGUAA
Apiotrichum porosum is the source of this 657-nucleotide messenger RNA. RefSeq lists its product as uncharacterized. Bases 1 to 657 code for a protein of 218 amino acids. The record is from RefSeq and is a predicted model, not a curated record. The transcript has 2 exons. Gene Ontology annotation, cellular component: ribosome; mitochondrial large ribosomal subunit. Lineage: Eukaryota; Fungi; Basidiomycota; Tremellomycetes; Trichosporonales; Trichosporonaceae. Gene Ontology annotation, molecular function: structural constituent of ribosome.